AUGGACUUGCUAAAGAACGCACAAAAAGAAAGUAUGGUUGCAGAUGGCUUGCAGUUUCUGCAGGGUACAUCAGGAGGAAAACCUGUAAGUUAGUGUACUGUCAUUAAAUGUCAUGAAAUGAUUUAGUCUACUUCAUAUAUACCUUUAUCCUGGGUGUUAGUGUUUGUUUUUUUGUUGUUUUUUUUCGCACAUUGAAGACCCUACAUUCACAGAGUGUCGAAGUUGUAUUAUACUAUUGUCAUUUUCUAAUGGGGUUUCUGAAUCAUCACAAGAAUUUUCAAUACCUCAAGGAGCCUUAUAAGCAUUAAUUUUUGUAAUUUCACUUAGAUUUAGAAACCUACAUAGAAAACUAUGACUAAUACAUAUGAAACAUUUAACACAAAAAUAAAAUACGAAAUGUACUGUUCUAGUCGACCUUACACUACAGUGUACAGUAGACCUUAGUUUAAUUGACAUCUACAUGUACAUCUAUAAAGUGCACUUUCAUAAUUAUUUGUUUUCUUACAUUUUCUUAGGUAAAUGGGAUGAAAGGUGUUUGCCAGUUUGCAAGCCUUAAACACUAUGAUAUCAGUAAAGGUGUUUGCCUGGAUUACAUGCAUGGGGUCCUGCUGGGAGUUACACGACAAUUGAUGGCCCUGUGGUUUGAUUCAAAACACAAGGACCAACCUUGGUACUGUGGUGAUCGUGUCAGUAUUAUUGAUGAGCGUCUUUGUAGUAUCCAUCCACCCAUGAAUAUCACAAGAACACCCAGACCUAUUGAAACUCAUCGCAAGUAUUUUAAAGGUAUAAUAUCCAUUAAGUCUACAUAUGUGAUAGAUGAGCAUACAGUCGUGUACUGUUUAAAGUAGGCAUGUUUUCUUGUAAUACAUAUACCCUAUGGUUCUUUUUUUUUUUUUCACAGCAACCGAAUACCGAAAUUGGCUGUUUUACUACAGCGUUCCUUGCCUGGUUGGUGUUCUUCCCGAUGUUUAUCUUCACCACUUCAUGCUUCUUGCAUUUAGUGUGUGGCUGGUGAAUCAGCAGACUAUUUCACCAGAAGAAGUCAAUCAGAGUGGAAACCUUCUGGCAAAAUUUGUGAUGCUGAUGGAUGCCCUCUAUUGUGAGUAUUUAACUGCUUCAUUUGGGCCUCCAUGCAUUAACUUUUGUUGAGAUCAAUGUAUUUGUCAAUUAAUAGUUAAUUAUUUUGACACCAUGGUGGCUUUUACAGCUAGUGAAAUGGGGUGUUUGCAUUUUUUUUUUUUUCAGCUGAGCGUCAUAUGACCAUCAAUAUCCAUAAUUUGCUUCACAUACAUGCAUCAGUUCACAAUCUUGGACCACUGUGGGCAAAUUCAACUUUUGACUUUGAGGAUGCAAAUGGGGAGUUAACUGCGCUUUUCCAUGGCACCCAGAACAUAGAUAUGCAGGUGAUCAAAAUAGCAAGAAUCAAUAAUACUGUGCUCAUAAAAUAUAUAUUUGAAAGGUAUCUAAAAGCAAGUCUAAUAAUUAAUUUACUCAUUGAUCAAUAAGAUGUAUGGAAGGAUUCUUUUGAUCUUUUGUAGAUAGCAUCCUCAGUCUCUGCAGUCAAAAUUGCUCCAGACCUUGCGCGGAAAUUGGACAAAGACUCUCCUAGUUACAGUUUGUACAGAAGGAUGAAAUUUGGAAAAGAACAGAAGUAUGUAUGGCAGUAGUAUGUUUCAAAUACUAUAUUGAUUUAGCUUUAAAAUCAAUAACAGUGACGUGUUCAUAGUCCAUAAGACUCAAAAGUAACAUGAUUCUAACCCUGUUAAUACCUUAGUUUAGUUCGUUCUUAUUGGUCGAUAUACAUUAAGCCAUUGGUAAAAAAAAAAAUUGAUAUUUUUUUUAUGCAUUUAAGGUCAACAAAGCUUGAGGAUGGAGUGCAUUUACUUGGUGCUUUUACUGACUUUGAGGUCCCAGAAACUAUAGAGCAGCAUAUCAAGGAUUUCACUGGAGAUUUGGCUCUGGGAAGAUGCCAGAGUUUUAAGAGGGCAAUCAUUCGUGGUGAAGUAUUUCACUCUAAAUCAUAUGGCCGUGUUUCCAGAAGAAACAGUUACACUGUAACCUAUGAAGACAGUCAGAAGAGGAGGGAAUGUGGUCAAAUACAGUAUUUUGUGAAACAUACACCCAUUUGCCAACGUGCUUGUAUUGCCUUAUGCCAGUGCAACAAAGAUCAACACUUUGCCAUUGUUGUGCACAUGGAACCAUUAAGAGAUUCUAACCUUCUGGAAAAAGCUGGAAUUGAAGGAAUCCAGAAGCAGCUUCAGAUCAUGCAGAAGCCAAGGUACACAAACAUG
Molecule: messenger RNA, 2291 nt
Organism: Porites lobata
Lineage: Eukaryota; Metazoa; Cnidaria; Anthozoa; Scleractinia; Poritidae
Source: the annotation of a GenBank genome assembly